AUGGAGACCAACAAGCCACAGAAGAAAAAGAAGUGGUUUUUACCAUUGGUGCUUUCUUUGUUGUUAUCUACUCUGCUCAUAUUUAUCACUGUUUUCACUUCUUCUAGAUCAUCUUCUUCAAGAUUGUACAAGACCCGUGUGAAGAAUGAGCUCCCGCAUUUUGUGGAGUCCAAGUUAAAGGUUUCAGCUACCUCCAAAGACCCAGUACCAAGACUGGCUUACUUGAUCUCUGGCUCAAUGGGCGACGGCGAGAGCUUGAAGAGGACCUUGAAGGCUCUGUACCAUCCCAGGAAUCAAUAUGCAGUGCAUUUGGACCUCGAGGCUUCGGCUGAGGAGAGGAUGGACUUGGCCAAGUUUGUCAAGAAUGAGCCGCUGUUUACCAAAUUGGGUAAUGUUAGAGCGGUUGUGAGGGCCAAUUUGGUAACUUACAGAGGCCCUACUAUGGUUACCAAUACACUUCACGCUGCGGCAAUUUUGUUGAAGGAAGGUGGAGAUUGGGAUUGGUUUAUCAAUUUGAGUGCUUCCGAUUAUCCUUUAGUGACCCAAGAUGAUAUGCUUCAUGUCUUGUCAUCCAUUCCAAGAAAUCUUAAUUUUAUUGAGCAUACCAGUGACAUUGGCUGGAAGGAGAAUCAGAGGGCAAAACCCGUUAUAAUUGAUCCAGGGCUGUAUAGCCUGCAAAAAUCAGAUGUUUUCUGGGUUUCAGAGAAAAGGAGUGUGCCAACUGCAUAUAAGUUGUUUACAGGUUCUGCUUGGAUGAUGCUCUCCCGCCCUUUUAUAGAGUAUAUUUUAUGGGGUUGGGACAAUCUCCCAAGGAUAGUGCUUAUGUAUUAUGCCAACUUUCUUUCUUCACCAGAAGGGUAUUUCCACACUGUCAUCUGCAAUGCUGAGGAGUUUCGGAACACUACUGUGAACCAUGAUCUCCACUUCAUAUCAUGGGACACCCCGCCAAAACAACAUCCACAUUUCCUCAUCAGUGAUGACUUCCAGCGGAUGGUAGACAGCAAUGCUCCCUUUGCCAGGAAGUUUGGCAGGAAUGAGUCAGUUCUUAACAAGAUCGACUCUGAGCUUUUAGGCUGCAAUGCCGAUGGAUUUGUACCAGGUGGAUGGUUCAGUACUCAAGGAAAUGCAAAUGUAACUGUUCCAGAUUCCAAUUUAAGAAACAUCACCACUCUUAGGCCGGGUCCAGGUGCUGAAAGGCUAAAACGUCUCAUCACUGGUUUGAUAUCUGCAGAGGAUUUUCACGCAAAGCAAUGCACCUGA
Molecule: messenger RNA, 1260 nt
Organism: Prunus armeniaca (apricot)
Lineage: Eukaryota; Viridiplantae; Streptophyta; Magnoliopsida; Rosales; Rosaceae
Source: the annotation of a GenBank genome assembly